This is a messenger RNA of Marasmius oreades (fairy-ring Marasmius), 2340 nucleotides long. It is a transcript of the gene MRE11, whose product is annotated as meiotic recombination, variant 2. The record is from RefSeq and is a predicted model, not a curated record. Gene Ontology annotation, cellular component: nucleus; Mre11 complex. Lineage: Eukaryota; Fungi; Basidiomycota; Agaricomycetes; Agaricales; Marasmiaceae. Gene Ontology annotation, molecular function: DNA endonuclease activity; manganese ion binding; 3'-5'-DNA exonuclease activity. Gene Ontology annotation, biological process: mitotic intra-S DNA damage checkpoint signaling; double-strand break repair via homologous recombination; mitotic G2 DNA damage checkpoint signaling. The coding region runs from base 52 to 1992 and encodes 646 amino acids. The transcript is spliced from 13 exons.
GGUGACUGACUUGAACUCGAUACUUUAACUUAUCGAGCUGGUUGAGUGGGCAUGUCGCAGCCUACUGCACCUCCGCCUUCAAAUUCAAAUGCCACCAUUCAAAACCAGCACACCAUUCGAAUUCUACUGGCAACCGACAACCACAUCGGUUACCUCGAGAGAGAUCCAGUACGAGGGCAAGAUUCAAUAAAUACAUUCAAAGAAAUACUACAACUCGCGAAGAAACACGACGUUGACUUUGUCCUUUUGGCUGGCGACCUUUUCCAUGAAAAUAAACCAUCAAGGGAUUGCUUGUAUCGAACGAUUGCUCUACUGCGAGAAUACACAUUGGGGGAUAAACCGAUUCAGGUUGAGCUUUUGAGUGACCCCGACGAGGGAAAGGUAGAUGGGUUUUCUUUUCCGGCGAUCAAUUACGAAGAUCCCAACUUCAAUGUCGCCGUACCGGUAUUCUCUAUUCACGGAAAUCAUGACGAUCCACAAGGAGCCGGAGCAGAAGGCGCCCUUUGUGCUCUUGACGUUCUCUCCGUCUCUGGGUUGAUAAAUUACAUGGGAAAGUUCGAUCUGCCGGUCUCAGAUGCGGAUGCUCAGAACACAGGUAUCGCUGUCCGUCCGGUUCUUCUACGCAAAGGUAACACGUACUUGGGGAUGUAUGGCAUCGGGAACGUCAAGGAUGCUCGCCUUCACUUUGAACUACGGAGUAAUCGCGUGAGAAUGUUCAUGCCACGGGAUAAAGAGAAUUGGUUCAAUAUCCUUUUGUUGCACCAAAAUCGGGUGAAACAUGGCCCCCAAGAAUUUGUUCCCGAAGGCAUGUUUGACGACAGUAUCGAUUUGGUCAUCUGGGGUCACGAACACGACUGUCGAAUCAUCCCGGAACCUGUCGCUGGAAAGAAUUAUUAUAUCUCACAGCCUGGAUCGUCAGUCGCAACCUCGUUGGCCGAUGGGGAAUCAAUAGAAAAACACGUCGCGUUAGUAUCUAUUCAAGGCAAAGAUUUUCAACUUACUCCUAUUCCUCUACGAACCGUUCGACCAUUUGUGAUCGAGGAAGUGGUUUUAAGUGAGCUUGCAGAUGAGGAGGGGUUUGAUGUAUCGGAUCAGAUUGCUAUAUCUAAAAGUCUGAAGAGCAAGGUCAAUAUAUUGAUUGAACAAGCCAACCAACUCUGGGACGAUCGUAACGCGAAGGCAAAGGCCGAUGGAGAAGAAGAGGUGCCUCGAAUGCUGCCCCUUGUCCGGCUCAAAGUAGAUACGACUGGAGUUAGUGAAACGUUCAAUCCUAUUCGAUUCGGUCAAGAAUUUCAAGGUCGUAUCGCCAAUCCUCGCGACGUCCUCGUAUUUCAUCGGGCGAAGAAGGCUGCAAAGCGUGCUGCCAAAGUGGACCUCAACCAUCCAGAACUCAGUAUUGACGAUCCAGAUUUGACUGUAUCCGAAAAGCUUGCGAGGGUUCGCGUGGGUAACCUUGUGAAGGAGUACCUGGGAGCCCAGCAGCUACAGCUGUUGGGAGAAGGCGGUAUGUCAGGUGCGAUUCAGAUGUUCGUGGAGAAGGAUGAUAUUCAUGCAAUCCAGAGCCAUGUAAAGAAAACCGUAAACUCUGCAGUAGGCGGCGUUGUGAUCCAAGCUCAAGGAGAGGAAGCAGAUAUUGACGAAGACAAACUUGAGGAGCUGGCUGCUGAGGCUAAGGCACGAGCAGAAAAGGUAUAUGCAGAAGAAAUCGCUCAGGGAAAGACUUCUAAAUCAAAGGGAAAAGGAAAAGCGCAGGAGUCUGAUGCCGAAUCCGUUGAUUCGAUGAUGAUGGACGUUGACACUGGGGGAAUCGGUAGAGGCUCAGACUUCGAGGAGGAAUCGGACGAGGCUCCUCCACCUAAGAAGAAAGCGCCCACCAAGAAAGCAGCUGCAAAGAAAGCUCCUGCAAAAGCGACAACGAAAAAGGCUCCCCCGAAGAAGAGAGGGAAAAAGGCUGUAGUCCGUGUUUUCUUCUAUAUGCCGUCAUUGAUUUGAUGUAGACAAUCUGUCAGAGCGAAGACGAGGAGGACGAAGCUAUCGAGUUAUCGGAUGACGACGACGAAGAGGAGGAAGAGCCUAAACCCAAGAAGAGAACCAACCGAGCGGCAGUCCUAAGUCAACCCGCAGUAAAAAAGGCACCCGCAAAGAAGAAAGCCGCACCCGCUCCCAAACAAGCGCAACUGACAUUCGCACCCUCGGGUCGGUCUUCGAGGGCAGCCGCUACCAAAGCGAGGGGGAGGAUGGUGAUUGAUGACGACGACAGUGGCUAACUGUGCACGCCUGAGUGAGGAGAAGACUAAUUAGCUUAAACAACAUCACAAAUAAUAAUUGAACAGAUUUGAG